Molecule: messenger RNA, 1401 nt
Organism: Lichtheimia ornata
Lineage: Eukaryota; Fungi; Mucoromycota; Mucoromycetes; Mucorales; Lichtheimiaceae
Product: centromere/microtubule-binding protein cbf5
Exons: 4
Coding region: 1-1401 (466 amino acids)
Biological process (GO): box H/ACA sno(s)RNA 3'-end processing; snRNA pseudouridine synthesis; mRNA pseudouridine synthesis
Cellular component (GO): box H/ACA snoRNP complex
Molecular function (GO): pseudouridine synthase activity; RNA binding
Source: RefSeq, a predicted model, not a curated record
AUGGCCGAUACUUCUUCGAUCAAGCCAACUGCUACGGCUCCUCCUGUUGAUACUUCCAAGUGGCCUCUUCUCUUGAAGAACUACGAUCAACUCAAUGUCCGUACUGGUCACUACACUCCCAUUCCCAGUGGUUGCUCACCUUUGAAGCGUCCUCUUAACGACUAUGUUCGUUAUGGUGUUAUCAACCUCGACAAGCCUGCCAACCCCUCUUCCCAUGAAGUCGUUGCUUGGAUUCGUCGUAUUUUGCGUGUUGAGAAGACUGGUCACAGUGGUACUCUUGAUCCCAAGGUUACUGGUUGUUUGAUCGUCUGCAUUGAUCGUGCCACUCGUCUUGUCAAGUCCCAACAAGGUGCUGGUAAGGAGUACGUGUGUGUGCUUCGCUUGCACGAUGCUAUUGAAGGCGAGAAGAAGUUGCUUCAGUCGAUUGAGACUUUGACUGGUGCUUUGUUCCAACGUCCUCCUCUUAUCUCUGCUGUCAAGCGUCAAUUGCGUGUGCGUACUAUCCACGAAAGCAAGUUGAUUGAAUACGACAAUGAUCGUCACCUUGGUGUCUUUUGGGUGAGCUGUGAAGCUGGUACAUACAUGCGUACACUUUGUGUGCACUUGGGUCUAUUGCUCGGUGUUGGUGGUCACAUGCAAGAACUUCGUCGUGUGCGUUCCGGUGCCAUGUCCGAGAAUGAUGAUAUUAUGACCAUGCACGAUGUCCUUGAUGCUCAAUGGAUGUACGAUAACAACCGUGACGAGUCCUACUUGCGUCGUGUUGUUCGUCCUUUGGAGACUCUUCUUACUGGCUAUAAGCGUGUUGUCGUCAAGGAUAGCGCUGUCAAUGCCAUUUGCUAUGGUGCCAAGCUCAUGAUUCCUGGUCUCUUACGUUUUGAAAGUGGUAUCGAGAUCAACGACGAGAUCGUUUUGAUGACCACUAAGGGUGAAGCUAUUGCUUUGGCUUAUGCACAAAUGACCACUGCCGUUAUGGCUACUUGCGACCAUGGUGUCGUUGCCAAGAUCAAGCGUGUCAUUAUGGAGCGUGAUACUUAUCCCCGCAAGUGGGGUUUGGGCCCUGUCGCUUUGGCUAAGAAGAAGCUCAAGGCUGAAGGCAAAUUGGACAAGUAUGGUCGUGUUACCGAAGAGACUCCUGCCGUUUGGAAGAGUGCAUACGUCGAUUAUCAAAACAACCCCGAGAACAAGUCCCUUGAGCCUGUUUUCAACAAGCCCACUGAAUCCGUUGUCGCUGCAGCUGGUAUUGCACCCAAGAUCACCCCUGUCGAUGUCGCUGCUGUUGAUGCUCAAGCACCUGCUGGUACCAAGCGUGCUGCAGAUGAAGAGGCUACUUCAAGCGAAACCAAAAAGUCCAAGAAGGAGAAGAAGGAAAAAAAGGAAAAGAAGAAAAAGAGCAAGGAUUAG